AUGGCCGUCUACCGCUGGGAGCCCUCAGACAGGACAUGGGAUGAAGAAUACCAACGUCCAGGCCUGGUUCUGGUUUCCAUACCUCACAACGCAGAAGAGCUACAGUUUACAGUACGAUUCCCCAGAGCCAAAAUAUUAGACUAUAUGAUACAUGGUGAAUGGGACUUGAAAAAAACGGAAGUACAAACUAAACUUGUUUAUGUUGGCACUACCACACGAUCUUUAAUUGAGGUGACGAUCGUGAUGAAGCGAAGACCGACUUGUUUUAUCUUCAACAUCCUCCUGCCAGUUGUCCUCCUUUCUUUUCUCAACAUUUUUGUGUUUGUCAUCCCGGCGGAGUCAGGGGAGAAAAUCAGUUACGGUUUAACUAUGCUACUUGCUCUAUCCGUCUACUUGAGUACAGUGAGUGGCAUGAUACCGAGGUCAUCCCUGACACUGCCCAAUGUCAUCAUCUAUCUGUUUCUACUACUUUUUCUCUCAUUGAUCACAGUCAUCAGUAGCAUCAUUGUAGUGUUACUGCACAAUAAGAAAGAGAAAGAAGAAAAGCAGCAAGGGGUCACAGAAACUUCCAGUGCUCCAUGGGGCAAAGUAAAUUAUGUACGCCUGGCAAUAACUUCAGGGCCCAACACAGGCAAUGCUCCACCUAUCCAAUAUCCCGAGGUGAAAGCUGCGCUUAAUAAAGAGCACAAAAUGUGCACAGCUUUGUUGUCCUAA
This is a messenger RNA of Biomphalaria glabrata, 714 nucleotides long. Its product is annotated as neuronal acetylcholine receptor subunit beta-4-like. The transcript has 6 exons. The record is from RefSeq and is a predicted model, not a curated record. Lineage: Eukaryota; Metazoa; Mollusca; Gastropoda; Planorbidae. Gene Ontology annotation, molecular function: transmembrane signaling receptor activity; extracellular ligand-gated monoatomic ion channel activity; neurotransmitter receptor activity. Gene Ontology annotation, biological process: nervous system process; monoatomic ion transmembrane transport; regulation of membrane potential. Gene Ontology annotation, cellular component: membrane; synapse; neuron projection. Bases 1 to 714 code for a protein of 237 amino acids.